GCUGGAUAAACGAGCAGCUUACGCACACAAGUUGUUAGCUGUCAGGUCUUUCGGACCUGUUGUUUUUGUUAGGCUGUGGACGUUUUUAAAAAAAAAAAAAAAUGAAUUUGACUGCGUCGGCUCAAAACUGCGCCACUGACUGCGACUGUUUUCCUUUAAAGUAAACUCUAGAGACGUACCGCACUUCCCCUCUUCUUCCGCGCCUCUCUCCGCCGGCUCGGGGUGUCUCAAUGGCGGAGCGGACAGAAGCAGCCCCGGGGAGCGUGAAGGGGGAGAAGACGGACCGCAUCAACGACACAGAGCUGGCACUGGAGGGAAUCAAUAUGCUCCUCAACAACGGAUUCAAGGAGAGUGAUGAGCUCUUCAGGGCGUACAGGAAUCACAGUCCUUUAAUGAGUUUCGGGGCCAGCUUUGUGAGUUUCCUGAACGCCAUGAUGACGUUUGAAGAGGAGAAAAUGCAGAUGGCUUUUGAAGACCUCAAAGCUACAGAGAGACUGUGUGAGAGUGAAAACACAGGUGUCAUUGAAACCAUUAAGAACAAAAUCAAGAGGAGUAUGGACUCUCAGAGGUCAGGGUUGGCUGCAGUGGACCGACUCCAGAGGCAGAUCAUCAUUGCAGACUGCCAGGUUUACUUAGCCGUGCUGUCUUUCAUCAAACAAGAGCUGUCGUCCUACAUCAAAGGAGGCUGGAUCCUCCGUAAAGCCUGGAAGAUGUACAACAAAUGUUACAGCGACAUAACGCAUCUGCAGGAGGGCAGCAGAAGGAGAGCGUCUGAGCAGCCAGCAGCGCCUCCUUCUUCUCUCACAUCCUCCUCUGACCUGUCCUCCCACAGCCGCUCGUCCUCCCCGGGGCCGAGCCCGUCCCACAAGCUGGACGGCAUCAGCCCCGAGGCUCUGGACCGCCUUAAAGGUUCGGUCAGCUUUGGUUACGGCCUCUUCCACCUCUGCAUCUCGAUGGUGCCGCCACACCUGCUGAAGAUCGUCAACCUGCUGGGCUUCCCUGGCGACCGUCUUCAAGGCCUCUCGGCACUCAUGUACGCCAGUGAAAGUAAGGACAUGAAGGCACCCUUAGCUACCUUGGCACUCUUGUGGUACCACACGGUAGUGCAGCCCUUCUUUGCUCUAGAUGGCGCAGACACACAGGAAGGCCUGAUGGAAGCCAAAUCCAUUCUUCAACAGAGGGAAGCUAUCUAUCCAAACUCCUCUCUCUUCAGGUUUUUCAAAGGCAGAGUCCAACGCCUCGAGUGCCAGAUCAGCAGUGCCUUGACGUCUUUCCGCGAUGCCUUAGACCUGGCCUCUGACCAGAGGGAGAUUCAACAUGUGUGUCUAUAUGAAAUAGGUUGGUGCAGCAUGAUUGAGCUGAACUACAGAGAAGCCUACAGGGCCUUUGAGCGCCUGAAGACAGAGUCACGCUGGUCCCAGUGCUACUACGCCUACUUGACAGGAGUGUGCCAAGGAUCCACAGGUGACCUGGAGGGUGCUGCUUCUGUGUUUAAAGAUGUUCAAAGACUUUUCAAGCGCAAGAACAAUCAGAUCGAGCUGUUUUCCAUGAAAAGGGCUGAGAAGCUGAGGUGCCCCAGUCUGUCCAAAGAACUCUGCAUCCUCUCUGUGAUCGAGAUUCUUUAUCUGUGGAAAGCUCUGCCCAACUGCUCCACUGCCAAGCUGGAGACAAUGACACAAGUCCUGCAGGGGAUUGACGAUGCUUCGAGUGCAGGCCUAAAAAACCUGCUCCUUGGUGCUAUUCACAAAUGUCUCCAUAAAACCAAAGAUGCCAUUCAGUAUUUUCAUCUUGCUGCAAGGGAUGAGGUGGGUCGUCUGAGCAACUCGUACGUGCAGCCCUACUCCUGCUAUGAGCUGGGCUGUGUGCUGCUGAACACCCCAGAGUCUUCAGGGAAGGGCAGGAUGCUCAUGCUUCAGGCCAAGGAGGACUACGCUGGCUAUGACUUUGAGAACAGGCUCCAUGUUCGAAUUCAUUCUGCUCUCGCCUCUAUGAGGGCUGCAGCACAGCCUUGACAUUCUAUCUGCACCUCACACAGACCUGGAAGAGUCUUUUAAAAAGCCACAACACCAAUCAGGGCACUAAAGUUGCAUUGUUUAAUUUCUUGUAAUUUAUUUUCCGUUUCUGAGCCAAGGCAUCAUUUGAGAAUGUGUGCAAUAUGUACUGUAAAUGUUCUCCAGGAGGUUCUUUACAAGAGAUCUGUCUUGUUUCCGUUUACUGCACUGUACUGUAAAUGACUGAAUUGGGGUUCUUAUUGUUAACAUGGUUCAGUUCAAACUAGAUGCCAGCACACUCAGAUUAAGUUCAAAAGCAUCAGACAUAUUGCUUCCACAGAGGGACGAUUUUCCAGGUGAAGUAGAAAAUGGCACAUAUCAAGUAUUAACUGAAGAAGCAGCUCAGCUUGUGAAGUUAAGAAGCUGAUGUUCCGACCAUCUCAGUGUUUUGUUUUUUUUAAAUAUAUUUGCUGUAGAGGCUUUGCUUGUCCAUAGGCAAGAUCAAACCUUGAUUUUAUGGUUUAACAUAAUCUCUUUUUUAAGCAGAAUUGUUUAUGUCUUGCACAGGAGUUUUAGUAGUCAUGACAACAUCAUCUUGUACCACUCUUGAGUGGCCUAGUGCUACUCCUUGCUGUAAACUGGUUUUUCUAUUGUUUGUUCAAAGGUAAUAAAAUAAAUAUUGGAAAUUAGAA
Messenger RNA from Labrus mixtus (cuckoo wrasse), 2683 nucleotides. RefSeq names its product tetratricopeptide repeat protein 39C-like. The transcript is spliced from 14 exons. The record is from RefSeq and is a predicted model, not a curated record. The coding region runs from base 231 to 2012 and encodes 593 amino acids. Lineage: Eukaryota; Metazoa; Chordata; Actinopteri; Labriformes; Labridae. Gene Ontology annotation, biological process: cilium assembly; otolith morphogenesis. Gene Ontology annotation, molecular function: protein binding.